GGGAUGUGCUUUACCAUUUUCAAAUGUCAACUAAUUGCCCCAAGUCUAGUAUAGUAUCCAAUUUGGAUUAGAAUUCAGAACCCUUCCAUUUCGUACUAUAUAUACAUUUUCACCAUUCCCUUUCAUCGCACAAAAUCAACCCUACGAUAUUGUUCUCGUUCUUCAUUUCCUCAACUUUAUAAUCACUCAACUCUACCAAAGCAAGACAACCCAAAACCCACACUCCCAAAACGAUGUCGUCUUCGGAGUCCCAAGACGCUGCCGCUUCGUCCGAGGCGCAGCUCAGCAAGAAGGCUGCCAAGAAGGAGGCCGCCAAGCAGGACAAGCUCCGCCGCCGCCAGGAGAUUGCCUCCGCCGCCGCCGCCACCGCCGGUCUCUCCGUCGACGAGGCCGACCCCCUCGGCGGCAACUACGGGGACGUGCCGCUGGUGGAGCUGCAGUCGAAGGCGCCGGCGGACGUGGCCGAGUGGACGCGCGUGGAGGCGCUCGGCGGCGCGCUGGAGAACCGGACGGUGCUGAUCCGAGGGAGGGCGCAGGCGAUUCGGCCGGUGGGGAAGAAGAUGGCGUUCUUGGUGAUAAGAGAGAACGGCUUCACGGUGCAGUGCUUGGUGCAGGCGCAGCCUGAUACGGUGAGCCCGCAGAUGGUGAAGUUCGCCGCCGCGCUCAGCCGCGAGUCAAUCGUCGACGUCGAAGGCGUCGUUUCGAUCCCCGCCGCUCCUAUCAAAGGCGCCACGCAGCAGGUGGAAAUUCAAGUGAGGAAGUUGUACUGUAUCAGUAGGGCUGUACCUACUCUGCCAAUAAAUCUUGAGGAUGCUGCUCGGAGUGAGAUUGAAAUUGAGAAGGCUCUUCAGGCUGGUGAGCAACUUGUUCGGGUUAAUCAGGAUACGCGUUUGAACUUUAGAGUGCUUGACGUUCGAACGCCAGCUAAUCAAGGAAUUUUCCGCAUUCAGUCUCAUGUUGCAAAUGCGUUCAGACAAUUCUUAUUAUCUGAAAGUUUUGUUGAAAUCCACACUCCUAAGUUGAUUGCUGGAUCGAGUGAGGGUGGAGCUGCUGUUUUUAGACUGGACUACAAAGGUCAACCUGCAUGCCUGGCCCAGUCACCUCAGCUUCACAAGCAGAUGUCAAUAUGUGGAGAUUUUGGGCGUGUUUUUGAGAUUGGUCCUGUGUUUAGAGCAGAAGAUUCCUACACUCACAGGCAUCUGUGUGAGUUUACAGGUCUUGAUGUUGAAAUGGAGAUUAAGAAGCAUUAUUUUGAGGUUAUGGAUAUAGUUGAUAGAUUAUUUGUCGCAAUGUUUGACAGUUUGAACCAGCAUUGUAAGAAGGAUCUGGAAGCUGUGGGGUCUCAAUACCCAUUUGAACCUUUAAAGUAUCUGAGGAAUACAUUGCGGCUUACAUAUGAAGAAGGGAUUCAGAUGCUCAAGGAUGUUGGAAUUGAAAUUGAACCUUUUGGUGACUUGAAUACUGAAGCGGAAAGGAAAUUGGGCCAGCUUGUUUUAGAGAAGUAUGGCACGGAGUUCUACAUCCUUCAUCGUUAUCCUUUGGCUGUAAGGCCAUUUUAUACAAUGCCUUGCUAUGACAAUCCAGCAUACAGCAACUCGUUUGAUGUCUUUAUUAGAGGCGAGGAGAUAAUUUCAGGAGCUCAGCGUGUUCAUGUGCCAGAAUUUUUGGAACAACGUGCAGCAGCUUGCGGCAUUGAUGUCAAGACAAUAUCUACAUACAUUGAUUCUUUUAGAUAUGGUGCACCGCCACAUGGUGGCUUUGGAGUAGGCUUGGAGCGUGUUGUAAUGCUCUUCUGCGGUCUGAAUAACAUUCGCAAGACAUCACUUUUUCCUCGUGACCCACUUAGGAUUGCUCCUUGAUAAAAGAAUAUCCCAGCAGUUAGUUGCUCAAAUAUCGAGUCUUUUCAACUUUAAUACAUGGCAAAAGAUGUUUUUCUGUUCAAUCCAGAAAACGUUAUUUAAUUUCGCCUUGGAGCUGAUAUUUAAAUUCACCAUUAUAAAAUGUUUUGACUUGAUGUAAUUGCCAUUUGGUAUUGAAUUGACCCACUUUUAGAAGGUCCGUCUUUCUCUUCUAAUCAGAAUCCAGGUGAAUGCAAUAAUGCUAAAAAUUAGACAAGGUA
This is a messenger RNA of Cajanus cajan (pigeon pea), 2119 nucleotides long. Its product is annotated as aspartate--tRNA ligase 2, cytoplasmic. Gene Ontology annotation, biological process: aspartyl-tRNA aminoacylation. The record is from RefSeq and is a predicted model, not a curated record. Gene Ontology annotation, cellular component: cytoplasm; aminoacyl-tRNA synthetase multienzyme complex; cytosol. Gene Ontology annotation, molecular function: aspartate-tRNA ligase activity; RNA binding; ATP binding. NCBI's taxonomy places the organism in Eukaryota, Viridiplantae, Streptophyta, Magnoliopsida, Fabales, Fabaceae.